This is a messenger RNA of Batrachochytrium dendrobatidis JAM81, 1545 nucleotides long. RefSeq lists its product as uncharacterized. The annotation marks the transcript as partial. NCBI's taxonomy places the organism in Eukaryota, Fungi, Chytridiomycota, Chytridiomycetes, Rhizophydiales. Gene Ontology annotation, biological process: glycerophospholipid biosynthetic process; lipid modification. Gene Ontology annotation, molecular function: 1-acylglycerophosphocholine O-acyltransferase activity; 1-acylglycerol-3-phosphate O-acyltransferase activity. Gene Ontology annotation, cellular component: membrane; endoplasmic reticulum. The transcript is spliced from 6 exons. The record is from RefSeq and is a predicted model, not a curated record.
UUCAACAGUCUUUACUGCAGCAUGGAUUACAUUGCAAACCAAUUGGGACUGCCUACAGAGUUUCUAGCAAUUUGCUCAUGUCUUGUGUCGUCCUUUCCACUUGCACUGUUAUACAAUCACAUUCCAAAAUCUAAUCCCAUACUCCGCCACUGGUUCUGUUUUCUAUCAACAUCCUCCAUCAUUAUAUUACUAUUCGGAGUUACAUCAUAUUUGAAUGUAUUGGUGCCUACUCUCAUUACAUAUGGACUAACCAGUAUUGCUGGUGGAGAUCGACUGGUGCCCAUUCUUGUGUCUGUUGGAGUGAUUGUUCAACUCUUCAUCCUGCAUGUGCAAAUACAACUUUUACACGCCAAUGAUCUUACUUAUGUAAAUAUAUCUACUCCAAUGAUGGUCAUGGCAAUCAAGCUUUCAUUAUUUGCGUGGUCAGUUUAUGACGGAACUCGCUCUACAAAGGAUUUGGACUCGGAUAUGGUGCCGUUUGCAAUCAAGGAGAUGCCAGAUUUGAUUGAAUAUCUCGGAUUUAUUUUUUACUUUGCAACCUUUUGGGUUGGGCCAGCAUUUGAUUAUCAGUACUAUUACGAAUGGGGAGCAUCUGCACUGUUCAAUGGACCAUUUUUUACAAAUUACACGGGUGCAUAUCGCAGAAUUCCGAGUACUAAAAUGGCAUCCAUCAAGGUACUCAUACUAGGAACUUUGAUUUUGUCUGCGUUUUUGACUUUGGAUUCAAUUCGAAGUCCAGCAUUCUAUAGAUCCCCUACUGGAUUCGUUAAAGAAAAGGGCUUUUGGUGGAGAGUCUUUCUAAUUCAAGUAGCAGGACUUUCUACUCGUGCAAAACUUUGUGCUGCAUGGAAAAUUUCUGAAGCUGCUGGAAUUCUAACUGGUCUUGGAUACAGAGGUGUUGAUUCUAUAACAAAAAAACCAAUGUUUGAUCUUUUGGAAAACAUAAAUGUGAGGCAGGUGGAGCUUGGUCAGUGCCCAAAAGGAAUCAUUGAUGGGUGGAAUAUCAAAACAUCAAACUGGCUUAAGCGAUGCGUCUACUUGCGUGCUACUACUCCCGGAUCAAAAUCUACUAGCGUUGCAACAGGACUCACCAAUCUCAUAUCCGCCAUGUGGCAUGGAUUCCAUGCUGGUUACUAUUUGUCAUUCCUUUCUGCAACACUAUGGAUCAUCGUUGGUCGAAUAACUAGAAGAUAUUUUCGUCCAUUUUUUGUCUUGUCCGACUCGCCACUCAAGUUUUACAAACCAGUAUACGAUCUGCUUGGAUUCAUCUUUACCAUGUCUACUCUCAACUACAUAUUUAUGCCAUUUAUUGUUUGGCACGCCAGUUCAUCACUUUACAUCUGGACAUCCGUACUGUUCUUGGGCCACGUGUUUCUAUUAUCCAUAUAUGUGUUGUUAGAGACAUUGGGUGGUGGAUGGUAUUUGCAGCACAUAGUAUUACCAUACGUUAUUGGCUCUGAAGCAGCGGCUACUGCUCGUGGUGAAAUAACUAUGGACUUUGCACAGAAAAAAUCGAUCCAAGGCUUACAUAGGAAACUUGAUUGA